Molecule: messenger RNA, 5718 nt
Organism: Malaclemys terrapin pileata
Lineage: Eukaryota; Metazoa; Chordata; Testudines; Emydidae
Gene: IRAK2
Product: interleukin 1 receptor associated kinase 2
Exons: 13
Coding region: 216-2369 (717 amino acids)
Biological process (GO): signal transduction; protein phosphorylation
Cellular component (GO): plasma membrane
Molecular function (GO): ATP binding; protein kinase activity; protein binding
Source: RefSeq, a predicted model, not a curated record
GGCUGUACACAUCGGCCUCGGGGCCAGCGGCCGCCGCUGAUAGGGGGACAGGCCGCCAAUGCCAGCCCCGGGGGAAGAGGAAGCCUCUGAGGCGUGUGGGAUGAGAGGCAGCGCCUCCGCGCAGAGAGGCGCCCGAGAGCGAGCCCCGCACACGCCGCGUGCCGCUGGCGGCCCAGGGAGGUGAGGCGGCGGGCGCAGCAAGUGACUGCGACGGAAUGGCCCAGCAACAGCCCGCCCUGGGCAGCGCCCCGCCGCCCGCGUACAUUCACACCCUGCCGGCCUGCGUGCUGGAGGACUUCUGCCAGAAGAUGGACUGUCUGAACGACUACGACUGGAUGCGCUUCGCCUCCAAUGUGAUAACUGAUCAGACAGAGCUGCGGAAAAUCAAGUGCAUGGAGAAGACGGGAAUCAGCAUAACGAGAGAGCUCAUGUGGUGGUGGGGAGUGAGGCUAGCAACAGUCCAACAGUUACUGGAACUUCUCCAAGCACUGCAGCUCUACCGAGCGGCACAAGUGAUUCUGGACUGGGUAUCAGUCUCUAAUAUUACUAAUCCUGCCAGAGUGCCAUUAGAGUCACCUAAACAGGAGAACAUACCCUGUUAUCCCACAGAAAACAAAAAUAAAGCCAAAGAAAAUGAGAUUGGACCAUCACCAGACUUACCACACUUGUGUGUGUUAGCAGUACCUAAUCCAGUUUCUGGAGGAAUCUCAGACUCACUCCCCUAUCCACUACCUCCCCCAGAGGACCUUAUGCACUCCCUACAAUCAAAUCCUCCUCAUUCAUCGAGUGUGAAGCCCUGUGGUUCUUCCAGUCCUCGGCAGGAAACGAUUGCUGAUCUCCCUAGUGGGUGCCUUUUGUGGACCCCGGGGGAAGUGAUAAAUGCUACCAAUGGUUUCAGUGAGGAGAACCGAAUUAAUGAAGGUAUUUUUGCUGAAGUCUACAAAGGUCAGAGACACAAUGCAGUAUACGUCAUUAAAAGGCUCAAAGAGCUGGAAUGUACAAGCCAGAAUUCAACACAAAGAUUCUUUCAUACAGAAGUACAGAUUUGCCUUCGGUGUUGUCACAUUAACAUUUUACAACUAGUGGGUUUCUCACUAGAAAGUGGAUAUCACUGUCUGAUAUACCCCUACAUGGAUAAUGGAUCACUUGAAAACAGACUACAGUGUCAGGUUGGUUCCAUGCCAUUAACAUGGGAGAACCGCAUCACAAUUUCUAUAGGACUUAUCCGAGCCAUUCAGUAUCUCCAUAACUUUGGAAUUCUGCAUGGGAAUGUCAAGAGCUCCAAUGUUUUGCUGGAUGAAAACUUCACACCAAAACUUGGACAUUCAGGUCUCCGACUGUAUUCUGUGGAAAAAAAAUCAGACUAUGCUAUGAUGAAAACCAAAGUUUUACAAGCUUCCCUCACUUACCUGCCAGAAGAUUUUGUCAGGCAUGGACAGCUAACACAAAAAAUUGACAUCUUUAGUUGUGGAAUAGUUUUAGCAGAGAUGCUGACGGGCACUAAGGCAAUGGAUGAAGGAAGAACCCCUAUUUAUCUGAAAGAUGUAAUUGCUGAUGAAAUCCAAACAGCAAAAGCAAGUUCAUGCUCCAAGCACAAAAUCUUUGAAAAUCUUGCUGCCAAGGAAAUAUGCUGUAAAUAUCUAGACAGGAAGGUGGGACACUUGCCAUCAGAAAUUGCUGUUCUCUUUGCCACUGCCAUCUGCCUUUGUCUGCGGAAAAAGAAUCCUGACCUAGCAGAGGUGCAUGAAAUGAUGAAAAUGGCUGAACAUAAAAUAAGAGAUCAGAGCCUUCUUGAAGGCAGCACUUUUUCUGGAUUCUCCAUUAAUACCCCAGAAGAAACAGAUGACGAGACAGCUAGUCACAAUUAUAGUUCUUCAGGUGAUAGCAAUGAGGACAGUGCAACAGCAAGGUCCCUGAAGUGUGCAAAUUCAUCCCCACCUUUACUAAGAGUCAUGCCACCUGAAAUGUACAAUGGACAGAUGUCACGGGUCCCUUGCGAAUCGGAUGAAUCGAGUAGUUUUGUAUGGGAUCCUGAGGAGGGUUCUGCAUAUGGCCCACCUAGCAGUGGCUGUACUGAUCCAGAAAAUGCCACAUCCUCUCAUUCUGGGAGAAACGUUGAAAUAUGUACUGGUGGCUUCCAAGAAAAAAAUGUGGCAUCCAGUGAAAAUAAAAAGACUUUGGAAAUGGUAUCUCCUGCAGAAAGAAUGGUUUCUUCAACCCUUGACCCUUCAUGUUCUUCACAAGGAUUAGCCAAAGAAACCUCUUGGGAAAUAAAGAUCAAUGAUAAAAAAAAGAAGCUUAUGGAAAAUAUUUUACUAUAUGAAGAAGAAAAGUUAAACAGCUCUGAACUCUUUGAAUCUCAAACAUGACUGAAUUAUCAACAGUGGCAUCUUGGAAGAAGAAAUUGGGAAUCUUUUUCUGGUAGCAAAAUGGUAAAAGCUAAACCACACACUUCAUGUAAGGUUAAGUAGUAUAUUUUCAACAGACAUGUUAACUCUCUUUAGAGAAAAAGAAUAGCCACAUAUCAGGUGAUUCCAAGAGAAUGUCUGCUACAGUGUGGAUUAAAGCAGAAUGCAACUUUUACACCUCUAGCCCGAUAUAACGCUGUCCUCGGGAGCCAAAAAAUCUUACCGUGUUAUAGGUGAAACCGCGUUAUAUCGAACUUGCUUUGAUCCGCCGGAGUGUGCAGCCCUGCCUCUCUGGAGCGCUGCUUUACCGCAUUAUAUCCGAAUUCGUGUUAUAUCGGGUCGCGUUGUAUCGGGGUAGAGGUGUAUGAUCAGAAAAAUUAGCAUUGUCCUAUUUCUCCUUGCCUUACUGUGCUGAAAAAAAUUAAAAAUUGCCAAACUGAGACAAUUGGCUUAGGGCAAGCUCUGUUUUGCACUGCACUUCAUAAAGCAUUUGUGUACAGUAUAUUUCUUUUAUGACAAAUUAGGAUCCUGCACACGCUACAGCAGGCAUUCAUUACAUACUAGUUGGCAGUACUCUGUAAUAUCCAUUGCAUCUAAUAUUCACAGGGUGAUCAAUGGGAACUACUUUUCACUCUUUCAAAACAAAGUAACUAAAAAUGUACCUAGUUUCAUAUAAUCUUAUUCCACAUUCUCGAUUGUACUCCAUAUCCUAGAAGAUGUGGUGGGUUUUUGUUUUUUAAGGAAAGUUCUCUGCUGAAUUCUGUAUGAUUCCAUCUCCAGCUGCAUUGCAUUGAAAACGGAUGUUUGGACAAUUUUACAUCUCAAUGAUAGAACACUCUGGAACUGUACAUAUAUGAAUAUGUAAUAUCAAACAGUUACACUGAGAGAUGGUGUACACUGACUCCCUCUGUAGCCUUGAGAAAGUCAUUUAAUCUCUCUGUGCCUCCAUUUUCUCAUUUGCAAAAUAGGGUUAAUACCUCACUAAGCUGUUUGAGAGUUAUAUAGCAUUUUACAAACAUUAGUUAAGUGCUAUUAAUAUGAUUACUUGUUUCAUACUGUAGCUUUUGUUGUAAAUGUAUAUUUUGGAUUUUGAUAUGAUUCAAUAUUUUAAUUUAAAACCUAUUUAAUUUUUUAUGGAACUCUUGAGUUUGGAUUUGUAAAGGGCCUGAGGCAAUGAUUAAAACAAUCAGCUAAAGAUUAAUUAGUUAAAGGGCUGGAUCUUGAAGCCUUUACUCACCUGAGUAGUCCUAAUGAAGUAGCUGAUUUCAGUGUGCCUGCUUACUUGAUCAAGAGCUUCAGAAUUAGGCCCAGUGUUUGUGAUCACUUUGAAGAGGAAAAAAGCUAGAAAUUAUAAUAGAAAGCAUGGAUGCUUCUCCUAUUUAUUUUCAAGAGGAAACCUCCUCAAGAACAUGUGACAUUCUUACUCCUUUUUUCUUUACCUUGUAACAGAGUCUUUUAAUCCAGCGUAAGGAAAUAAAACUUUAUAAUAGGGGGGAAAAAGGACCUUCGGAACCAUAUAGCUCAGCUUUCUGCUGUGCGUAUCUGCUAUUUCUGGGCCUGAUGCUUCUAAUAUAUACUUGAGGAAAAUUCCCAUUACAAUUUGAGCAAGCAAGGAAUGCAGGAUUGGGCCUUGUAUGUGAUUCUUCCCUUUGGAAUUAUGGAAAGAUGUAAUUUUCUUAGAUGUACAAUAAGGUCUCCACAUUCAAGUCCCUCCUGAGGACCUAGUUCUAUGAAGACUUCUACAAGAAACUAGCCAACUGACAAUGGUAGGAGGAACUGUGGUAGACUAUCUUAAAAAAAAUUGCCCUUGUCCAAAUACUGCCUUACAAAGUGUGGCAAGGCCAACUGUCAACUUGCAUGAUCUGCUCCAGUCCACUACCUUUCAGCUGCCUAGGGUGUUGUGUAUGUUUGCUUUGGUCCUUUUAUUGUACAAGGCCUCAUUCUUGCAUUGGUAGCAGAUUUCAGUGGGUGUCAGUUCAGGCAUAGCAGUCAAUCCACACAUUAAGAACAUCAGAGUGGCGAUACUGGGUGAGACCAAAGGUCCAUCUAGCCCGAUAUCCUGUCUUCCGACAAUGGCCAAUGCCAGGUGCCCCAGAGGGCAUGAACAGAAUAGGUAAUCAUCAAGUGAUCCAUCCACUGUCGCCCAUUCUCAGCUUCUGGCAAACAGAGGCUAGGGACACCAUCCCUACCCAUCCUGGUUAAUUGCCAUUGAUGGAUCUAUCCUCCAGGAACUUAACUAGUUCUUUUUUUGAACCCUGUUAUAGUCUUGGCCUUCACAACAUCCUCUGGCAAAGAGUUCCAUAGACUGACUUUGCAUUGUGUGAAAAAAUACUUCCUUCUGUUUUAAACCUGCUGCCUCUUAAUUUCAGUUGGUGACCCCUAGUUCUUGUGUUAUGAAGAGUAAAUAAUACUUCCUUAUUUACUUUCUCCAUGCCAGUCAUGAUUUCAUACUUCAAUCAUAUCCCUCCUUAGUCAUCUCUUUUCCAAGCUGAAAAGUCCCAGUCUUAUUAAUCUCUCCUCAUAUGGAAGCCAUUCCAUACCCCUAAUCAUUUUUGUUGCCCUUUUCUGAACUUUUUCCAAUAUAUCUUUUUUGAGAUGGAGCGACCACAUCUGCAAGCAGUAUUCAAGAUGUGGGCGUACCAUGGAUUUAUACAGAGGCAAUAUAUUUUCUGUCUUAUCCCUUUCUUAGUGAUUCCCAACAUUCUAUUUGCUUUUUUGACUGCCGCCACACAUUGAGUGGAUGUUUUCAGAGAACUAUCCACAGUGACUCUUAGAGUAGUCUAAUUUAGACCCAUUACCCAAUGCAGUAUGAGAGCUUAAGUUUUUGGGGUCAAGGACCGCGCCUUCUAUUUGUACAGCGCCUAGCACACUGUGGGCACUACCAGAACCAAAUAAGUUAAAUUUAUUAUACUUAUCAUUUGAAAGUCACAAUCUUAUACCAGUUCCUCAGGUAGAUACCUACACUAGUAACUGAUAGAAGUUCCUGGCUAUAAGUGCCUAGAUAAUCAAAUUACUAUCCAUAAAUAUAUUGUCUAGAUAUUUUCUGGUAUUGAAUUUAUAUUACUGGUUUAAAAAUACAAAGAAAAAACGAAAUGAUAUAGGCAUUAUUUUUUAUAAAUAAUUGUCUGUUUAAGAUAUUCACUAACUGUUCUGCAGUAAUAUAACCUGGAUGUAUAAACCUAUUAUUUUAUACAUUGGGGUAUACAUUGGUUGCCUCUCUAUGUAACUUGCUUAGGGUAAUGUACACUGGAAUUUUAUUAAAAUCUAUAUAUUUUGAAUAUAUUUUUGAAUAAACUUGGGGGAAAACGUC